CAUUUGCCGGCAGCCGCUCCAGUCGGGCUGGGAGCUGCCGGGCUGCGCUCGCAGCGCCUGGCGGGGAGCCCCCCGGGGCGGGCCCGCCCCGACGGAGACCCCCGCGCCCCGCUCUCGAUGGGACUGAGCGCGGCGGCGGCUCCGCGCUCGGGCGGCGCGGGCGGAGCGCGCCCCGCGGGGGCGCCGGGCAUGGCCGCGGGCGGGCGGGGGCCAAGCGGGAGCCGCGGGCACAGCGCCCUCGCGGGGGGCCCCGCCGCGGCCAUGGAGCGCCGCUGAUCGCCGCCGAUCGCCGCCGGGAGACAAUGGCCCUGCACAAACUCUGCUCCGUGCUCGAAGUGUUGCUGGUAACAAUCCUUGUAGUGGAAGGGAUUGCCAUUGCACAGAAGACACAAGGUGGGCAAAAUAUUGGAGUGAAUCGCAUUCCCCCCACCCAGUGCGACAACUGGGUACGGACGAGUAAUGGAGGACAUUUUGCUUCACCAAACUACCCAAACAUGUACCCCCCAAAUCAGGAGUGCAUCUAUAUCUUAGAAGCUGCUCCACGACAAAGAAUUGAGUUGACCUUUGAUGAACCUUAUUACAUAGAACCCUCAUUUGAAUGUCGGUUUGAUCAUCUGGAGGUUCGAGAUGGACCUUUUGGUUUCUCCCCUCUCAUCAAUCGUUACUGUGGUUUGAAAAGUCCUGCGCUAAUUAGAUCAACAGGGAGAUUUAUGUGGAUCAAGUUUACAUCUGAUGAGGAACUGGAAGGAAAGGGAUUUCAAGCAAAGUACUCAUUUAUACCGGAUCCUGACUUCACUUACCUAGGAGGCAUUUUAAAUCCCAUCCCAGACUGCCAGUUUGAGCUCUCAGGAGCUGAUGGAAUAGUACGUUCCAGUCAAGUAGAACAAGAAGGAAAAACAAAGCCAGGACAAGCAGUUGACUGUAUAUGGACAAUUAAGGCUACUCCAAAUGCUAAGAUCUACAUGCGGUUCCUCGACUAUCAGAUGGAGCAUUCAAAUGAAUGCAAGAGAAACUUUGUGGCUGUGUAUGACGGGAGCAGCUCCAUUGAAAACCUGAAGGCCAAGUUCUGCAGCACCGUGGCCAAUGAUGUGAUGCUGCAGACAGGGACAGGGGUGGUGAGGAUGUGGGCAGAUGAAGGCAGCAGAUUGAGCAGGUUCAGGAUGCUGUUCACUUCAUUUGUGGACCCUCCCUGCUCAGGCAACACUUACUUCUGCCAUAGCAACAUGUGCAUCAAUAAUUCUUUAGUCUGCAAUGGCAUCCAGAACUGUGCAUACCCUUGGGACGAGAAUCACUGCAGAGAAAAGAAAAGAACUGGGUUGUUUGAACAAAUCACCAAAACUCAUGGGACAAUCAUUGGCAUCACAUCAGGGAUAGUUUUAGUUCUUCUCAUCAUUUCAAUUCUAGUGCAAGUAAAGCAACCUCGCAAAAAGGUCAUGGCUUGCAAGACUGCCUUCAAUAAAACCGGUUUCCAGGAAGUAUUUGAUCCUCCACAUUAUGAACUCUUUUCGCUAAGGGACAAAGAAAUUUCUGCAGAUUUGGCAGAUUUAUCAGAAGAACUCGAGAACUAUCAGAAAAUGCGACGCCCUUCAACAGCUUCCAGAUGCAUCCACGACCACCACUGUGGCUCCCAGGCCUCGAACAUAAAACAGAGCAGGACCAACCUCAGCUCCAUGGAACUGCCCUUCCGCAACGACUUCGCGCAGCCCCAGCCGAUGAAAACAUUUAACAGCACCUUCAAGAAAAGUACUUACACAUUCAAACAAGCUCAUGAGUGCCCUGAGCAGGGUAUAGAAGACAGGGUGAUGGAGGAGAUUCCAUGUGAAAUUUAUGUGAGAGGAAGGGAGGAUACGGCACAAGGUUCAUUAUCUAUUGACUUUUGACUUCCUGGUGAAGGUGGUAUCAGUGUAUAUACAAGAUGCUUGUGUACAAUGACAGUGUACAUAUUAAAAGUGUACCAUAUGC
This is a messenger RNA of Chiroxiphia lanceolata (lance-tailed manakin), 1962 nucleotides long. RefSeq names its product neuropilin and tolloid like 2 (gene NETO2). The transcript is spliced from 9 exons. The record is from RefSeq and is a predicted model, not a curated record. NCBI's taxonomy places the organism in Eukaryota, Metazoa, Chordata, Aves, Passeriformes, Pipridae. Gene Ontology annotation, molecular function: protein binding. Bases 303 to 1880 code for a protein of 525 amino acids.